This is a messenger RNA of Neogale vison (American mink), 802 nucleotides long. RefSeq names its product alpha-1,3-mannosyl-glycoprotein 4-beta-N-acetylglucosaminyltransferase-like protein MGAT4E. Gene Ontology annotation, molecular function: acetylglucosaminyltransferase activity. NCBI's taxonomy places the organism in Eukaryota, Metazoa, Chordata, Mammalia, Carnivora, Mustelidae. Gene Ontology annotation, biological process: protein N-linked glycosylation. The record is from RefSeq and is a predicted model, not a curated record.
GAAGGAGGCCCGUCAUGGGGAAUUCUACUCUAGGCAGAAUAUAGAUCACGCCUUCCUCAUGAGCUUUGCCACAAGUCUCUCUGAAUACUUCCUGUUACUGGAGGACAAUGUCUUUUCUGCCCCCAACUUUAUCACCCACAUUGAUUGGAAGGUGAACACCAUGAGGUCUGACCCAUGGGUGCUCCUGGAGUUCUCGAAUCUGGGCUUCCUUGGCAAACUCUUUCACAGCAAGGACCUCCCACUCCUGGCCCAUUUCCUCCUCCUCUUCUACAAGGAACUGCCCCUUGACAGGCUGAUCCCCCACUUCCGUACCCUCCUAGCUCAGAAAAACCCAAUCAUUUGCAGACCUUUCCUUUUCUACCCCAGGUUCUUCUUCCACAUCUCUAAUGACACCCAGAAGGCCAGGCCAGUUCAGAAAAAGGACCCCUACAUUCCUGACAACCCACCUGGAGCCAUUUUCACGGAUAUGAAGGUUUUUGAUGUUCAUUUCCCCUGGGAAGCCUACACUCUGGAUGAAUCAUUCUUCUGGACCCACAAUGUUAGUGCAGGGAACCACCUGACAAUCAUUUUGAACCAUCCGGCGAACUUGAGCAAAGUGCAAGUGUUAACAGGCACCAUCGGAUGGAAAGUACGCCUUGGAGAAGGGGCAAGUGGAGCUGGGCUACGACCCCAAGGGAAUGCCCCAGUACUGUACCAGCUUCGCCUUGCUGGGCCAUCUCUUCGAAGGGCAGAUGAAUCAGGAGAUAUUUCUGAAAAGUAUGGGGCACGAUGUGAGCUGCGUAAGGCUGGUGGUGAAGGCUAA